AUGAAUACUCCAACAACCAGAGAUUUUUUACGAAGACCAGAUGGAACGCGUAGGAGAUUUUCUCGUCAAGCUUUAGCAGUGAUUCCUGUCAACAAUUCUGCUUCGCCUGGAGAGGCAAUUUCUACUGAAGUUAAUGCAAUGGAUAAUUUUUUAAAUAGUCGUCAUGGCUCUGACUCUUGGAGCCCUGCACCUAGUCCUGAUGAAUUGGUUAUCCAAAAACGGGGACGUCGUCGUAGCACCAUAGUUUGGUCUCCUGAUGUUGAUACUUGUAAAAGAAAUAGUCUCUUUAGUUUAAGUUCUAAAGAUCGCACUCCAGUGAAAAGUCCAUCAAAAUCAAGUAUGGUAUUGAGAAGUACGCCUAGAAAAAGGCUCUCUCUUGGUGAUAAUAAUGAGUUACAAUUUACAACACCAGAGAAGAAAAAAAAGUUACAAAGUUCAUUGGAUAGUAAUCAUUCACAAAGGUAUUUUAGUGGCAAUUUACUAAAUGGUUUGAGAGGUCUUAGUCAUGGUCAGUUAGUGCACAUGAUUAUGGAUUUGGUUUCUAUGCAAGAAGAUGGUCUUUUACGUGAAAAUGAAAAAAUACGUAAUGUUUUGUUAAGAAAAAUGCCUAUGGCUGAUAUACAACCAUUAAUUGAUACAUUAAACAAUUUGAAGCAAAAUAUACUAGCCAGUAUUGUGUCAUCUAACAUGGAUGAUUUAUCUGACAGUCACAUUCACAUUCACUUAGAUGCUUUUCAGAAAGCUAUUAUUGAUCAAGGAAAAAGACUUAUAGAAUCACAACACUGGAUAUCAGUAAUGCAUUAUGUGUACGCAGCAUGGAAUGUUACAAAGCAGCUACAUGAAGGAGAAAAUCAAAGUCUUUGUAAUUUGACUCAUAAAUGUUUUAAAAAUUUGACACAUUUUUGUUCUCAAGGUUUGAAGAAAGGAAAUUUCAUGAGUACUGUAUUGGAUAUGUUUGCUGACAGACUCGAUACCAUGGUUGGAGAUUACGACGAUUUAAAAGUUUGUUUGCAGCUGAUAAACGAAGUAAAAAAUAAUGAAACUUAAACAUUUUUCUACAUCAAUAACAUUAAG
Molecule: messenger RNA, 1074 nt
Organism: Eufriesea mexicana
Lineage: Eukaryota; Metazoa; Arthropoda; Insecta; Hymenoptera; Apidae
Exons: 5
Coding region: 1-1047 (348 amino acids)
Biological process (GO): nuclear protein quality control by the ubiquitin-proteasome system; proteasome localization
Cellular component (GO): nucleus; nuclear membrane
Molecular function (GO): proteasome binding
Source: RefSeq, a predicted model, not a curated record